This is a messenger RNA of Cygnus olor (mute swan), 4569 nucleotides long. It is a transcript of the gene FAM53B, whose product is annotated as family with sequence similarity 53 member B. The transcript has 5 exons. Gene Ontology annotation, cellular component: nucleus. NCBI's taxonomy places the organism in Eukaryota, Metazoa, Chordata, Aves, Anseriformes, Anatidae. Gene Ontology annotation, biological process: protein import into nucleus; positive regulation of canonical Wnt signaling pathway. The coding region runs from base 269 to 1486 and encodes 405 amino acids. The record is from RefSeq and is a predicted model, not a curated record.
CUCCCUCCUCCUCCUCCUCCUCCUCCUCCUCCUCCUCCUCCUCCUCCUCCUCUCCCCGCCAGGAGGGAGCGCGGCUCGGAGCGGCGCCCACAGCCGGCCCGGCCGGGCCGCGCCGCCGCCACGGGAGUCACCGGCGUUCGGCCGCAGCCCCCCGCUGCGCUCAGCCCUUUUUGGGGGAAAAUGCACUGAAACGGGAGCUUCGCCAGACCAUGGCUGACGGCGACCUCUGCCUGGACUCUGAUGGACUCCGACGCAGGACUGCACUACCAUGGUGAUGAUCUUAACCAAAACCCGGGAAAACAAAGGUGCUGACUCCGUAACAUGCAGGACUGAGCUGCACACUCCAAAGAUGAGUCAAGGACCUACGCUCUUCUCUUGUGGCGUUAUGGAAAAUGACAGAUGGGGAGACCUCAGCAGGAAGUGUCCACUGCAGAUCGAGCAGCCGGGCGCCAGCAUCUGGGACUGCCUGGCGGACAAGGGCGAGGAGGGCUCGCUGUGGCCGCGGGAGGCCACCAGCACCUGCUCGGUGACCAACCUCAUCAAAGACCUCAGCCUCAGCGACCCCCACGGCAACCCCUCGGCGCCCCCCAGCAAGCGCCAGUGCCGCUCGCUCUCCUUCUCGGAUGAAAUGUCCAGCUGCAGGACAUCAUGGAGACCCUUGGGCUCCAAGGUCUGGACGCCGGUGGAGAAGAGGCGGUGUUACAGCGGGGGCAGCGUGCAGCGCUACUCCAACGGCUCCGCCACCAUGCAGAGGAGCUCCAGCUUCAGUCUCCCGUCCCGCUCCCACCCGCUGGCCUCCUCCUGCGACCACCCCGCGCUGGCCAGCCGCCUGGGCUGCCAGGCGAGGAAAACGGGGCCCAGCGGGCCGGGAGGCGACACGUGGAGCCCCGAGGGCGGUCGGGCGGACAUGCAGAGGUCCCUGUCCUGUUCUCACGACCGCUUCUCCUCCUCGGAGCCCGGCCCGCCCUCGGCGAGCAGCACGCCCGCCUCCACGCCGCAGCUGGGCCGCCGCGCCGGAGGGCUGUGCCGCAGCCGCUCGCAGCCCUGCGUCCUCAACGACAAGAAGGUGGGCGUCAAGCGGCGCAGGCCCCAGGAGGCGCAGGAGCAGCGGCCGUCGCUCGACCUGGCCAAGAUGACCCAGAACCGCCAGACUUUCAACAGCCUCAGCUGCCUUAGCGCCGCGGCGGAGGACGGCGCCCAGCGGCUCCCCGACGCCCGGCCGUGGCCCGCGGCCGGCGGCUCCGCGGAGGUGAUGCCGGGCAGGACCCCCGCUUGCACCCCGGUGCCGGAGCCGCGCUCGCGGGGCGAGGAGCGCCGGGCGAGCCGGGACGACCUCUCCUGCGAGGAGUCCGACUGCGGCGCGGCCGAGGACGAGGGCGGAGGGAAGGAGGAGGACGCGGCGCCCUGGCGAGGCGGCGGGGCGGGCGCCGAGAGCCCCUUCCAGCUGGAUGGAGAACUCGACAUCGAGCAGAUCGAGAACAACUGAGGGCACGGGGCCGGCAAUUUGGGGUCUGGGGUCGCCAGCACGGCGCCGUGACGGUCUCCCUGGGGUCUCCUUGGGGUCUCCCAGGGGUCUCCCUGGCGGUGGCCUCCUCCCGCCAGCCGUAGGGGACGAAGCAGCUUUGCCAAAAUUUCGUCAGGUAUUUAGAGCAAUUUUGUGUGUGUGUGUGUGCGCGCGCGUGUGCGUGUGUAAAUCUUGAAAUUCUUUGUAACUACUGUAGCCAGAUACCAGCUAGUUUGGGCUAACUGCCUGUCAGGCUUUGGAGAUGAGGUACGGAGAUCUCCAGAAAACUCACAGCUCUCUCUUUUGGCCUCCGCUGGUGAGAAAACAACUCGUGCAAGCGUAGGGUUGCGGCUGAGGGAUCCGGCCGCAGCCUCCCAGUUCACCCCUGCGCUUCUUUGUAAAGCAAAAGGAAAAAAACCACCACGGGGGCGGACUGGAAACCUGGGGGAAGGACGAGGGCAUCAGCUGAGCUUUGCCAAGCAGGCGGUGGCCGGGGCUGUGCCGGUGGCUGCGGGGUGGCCGGCGCUCCCCAGCCUCUGCUCCCGGGCUGCCACCGAGCCGGGCACUGGCCCAGGCCCUGGCAGGAGCUGGGGAAGGUGCCGGGUGCCGAAGCGAAGCCGUCCCCAUCCCGCACGGCCCCGUCCCUCCCUGCCAACCCUCCCGUCCCUGGCAGUGCCAUCGGCUGGAAACCGCAAGUACUUUGCUGAAAUUUGAUAGUGGUAAGAGCUGGAUUUUUUUAUUUUUUAUUUUUAUUUUUUAAUUUUCCUGACGAGGAGCUCACGGGCUGCCUCGCCCCCACCGCCCCAGCAGCGCUCAGAUGCCUUCCUGCCGUGCUUUUUUCUUCCCAGCCCCUCUCUCACCCAUCGGGACAGGGCCCCGCUGGGUCCCCCCGGGGGUAACGCACCCACCCAGCGGCGGCUCUGCCCUCGGCGCUCACGGCCGCCGCGCUCUGCUCCGACUGUGGCGUGGGUCCGUGUCCAGUGCCGUGGGAUUACUUGACGAAAGUAAGCUGUCAAAAUGCUGAAAAUUCAGGUAGCAGCACUGAAAGCUUUUCCUCUCCCUGUGCCUUUUGGAAGCACAGAUAAAGUGGCGACCGUCACGUGUACGACAGACACUCCUCGGGAAAGUAAGCUGUCCGCUUGCUAACAGGUUUAGAAGGACACCUGCUUUUUUUUUUCUCUCCCCACCUCCUUUUAUUUUUUUUUUAUUUAAAUCUACAGGAAAGCUGUAGAAGCGGCUUCCAGCAUCGUCUGCAGGUUCCUCGGGGCUCACGGGUUAUUCCCCGAGCUCUGCGAAAGCGAGAAAGGAAAACCAAUUCCUAGACCCCAACACCGAUUCGGGCAGGUGCCAUUUUUGGAGGGGCUCAGCACCCCCGUCGGAAAACCCUUAGGAGCCUGUCAGUCAGAAGAGGCUGAAAGCCUCCGGUGCAGGUUUUAUUAAUCGUUGCUGGUUUUGUUACUGCACUUUUUUCGACGGUGGCUUGGGGUGCGUGGGCAUCGCCCCUCGCGGUGGGAGCCGUCAGCUCCUUCGCUUUACGCCUCCCGCCCGACGGCACGGCAGAGCUUCGCAGACCCCGGCAGGCAGGGCGAGCCCGCACACACGUGGGGUCUUUUCAUUUCGGGGAAUCCUCCAGCUCCUUAAAGUGUCUCUGUCAAGACAUCCUGGUUCAGUUUUCAGCCCGCCCGUUGUGGAAGGGCCGGCGGCACGCGGUGGCUACCAGCCCGCGUCCCCGGGAGCGCUGUAAGCGGCUCUGAGUCUUCCUGCUGUCCCCACCCCGCCACAACUGACACGGUCCUGGCUUCAGGGUGGCCACGGGCACACCCUCAGCCGGGUCCCCACCGACCAAACCCGACGAUGCCCCCAGAGCCGCGGCUGCCCGUCGUGUCCAGCACCGCGCCGCGGCGAUCCGGCGGUGCCCCUGGCUCCCGCGGGACCCGGGGCGCGCUCUUGCCUAUGCAUAACGGGGACUGUAACUCACAAGGGCUUCUGUCUCCUCUCCAAGGGCUGCUCCCCGUGCCGUGCUCCCCCCCAGGCGGUAGGAGGGUGACCAAACGGACCCCUACCCAGCCGUGCUCGACGCAGACGUAGCACACAGUUUACACGCAGCACAACCCGUUUGCCUUACUAAAGACGCUUCUCCAGUGAGUCGUGGCCUUACCCUGGGCACGCGAGCUUAGGCGCAGACUGCAGUUAGCUACGGUUUGUAGGCCACAGCGGGGCUCCGCUGGGUGUUCCCUUGUCGGUUCCGUAUGAUUUCAUGUACUUGGUUUCAGUUUAAGAAAGCCUUACUUUUAAAAAAGGUUUUUUUUUUUUUUUUUUCCUCUCUCUCUCUCUCUGUAGAGGUAAAAAAAAAAAAAAAAAUUGUGGAUUUAUAUAUAUAUAAAUAUAUAUAUAAAUAAAAUAAUGAAAAAUAUUAAAUAUAAUAUAGUAUGUGCCUCAGAUUCAGGGGACAUCCUGUUGAUUGUAAAGCUAGCAGCGGCGUUGCUCCUCGGCACGCGGUGGAAGCCGGGCGAGAGCCGCCCCGUGCACCGCCGCGACACCAGCUGAAAAGCAGGGCGCCCCCCCCGGGGGGGGCUGCUUCGGGUUUUUAAAGGACUUCACCUCUCACACAGAUGCUUUGGUAACCCCCGCGGCAGAUCCCUGCCGCCUGCCAGAAUGUGAUUUUAAAAUAAUAUGCAGACACCUGACCUUAGUCUUUGCUAGGUAGCUCACAGGCUUGGUAUCGGGAAGGUAUCUGGGGACUUGCUAAAGGCACGGCCCAACCCGCACAGCAGCCAUUCCAGGACAAUAACAAGCUUUAGCAGCAGCAAUAAGUGCGAUUCCUCAGUGCGAUUCCUGAAAAAAAAAAAAAAAAAACCACACAGGAUUUUAACGGGAAAAUUCCUAGCACCGGUAACACACGCGGGGAGCUUGCUGUGUGUGUGCAGCUCUUUGAGCCUGUUCUAUGAAAGAUUACAUCUUAAAAAAAAAAAAAAAAAAAGACAAAAAGAAGCGUUUGUAACAUAGAUUGUAAUUUUUCAUGUUAUAGCAUAGCCUAUUUGGCCAAUAAAGUCGUGUUUCAAGUG